This is a messenger RNA of Racocetra persica, 155 nucleotides long. Lineage: Eukaryota; Fungi; Glomeromycota; Glomeromycetes; Diversisporales; Gigasporaceae. The record is from the annotation of a GenBank genome assembly.
AAGUUGCAAAAAUAGAGCCUGAAAGUGAUGAGGAAACUAUAAUAGAUUAUUUUGCUCCCAAUAUUAAAAAUGAAGAUGAAGAAGAAUUCAAACAUAUUGAUAAUCUUGACAAUAGCUUUGGUCCUAAAAUAUCAACAAUAAUAUUGGUUACCUGA